GUAGAAACAGGAUAUGAGGAUUCAUUCAUUGACUUCUUUAAUAGAUGCAGGAAACUUGCAAUCUACCUGCAAGAUACCGGAAUUCAACCAGGAGAUAUUAUAUCUUCUUGUUCUUCAAAUAAUUUAAACAGUGCUGUGCCUUUCAUUAGCAGUUUAUUUAUUGGAGCAAUUUGUGCAUCUACUGAUCCUGUUUUAUCACCUGAGGUUACCACGCAUCUUUUAAAUAUAACAGAACCCAAAUUAAUCUUUGUUUCUGAAGAUUGUAUUGAUCUAAUUGAAGAGAGCAACUACAGAGCAGACAAUGACUAUAAAUUAAUCACGUUGCAAGAAAGUAAAAAGUAUGAAAAUUUACCAAACAUUUUAAAACGAUAUUCUGAUGAAGAUGCUAAGCAAUUUGAACUUGUGUUUGUUGAAGAUACAAGUAGCACUGCUUGCAUUGUAUUCAGCAGUGGUACAACAGGUUUUCCAAAAGGGUCUUGUCUAAACCACAAUUAUUUAAGCUCAAAUGUUAUCACCAAACAAUUCAUUGAACUAUCUGAUAGCAAUAAACAUCAAGAUACGGUUUUGAGUUUUACAACACUUUACUGGAUUUCUGGUGUUGUAAUCAGUCUGGCAAGUUAUUACUAUGGGUUCAAAAGAUUGACUUGUUGCAAAUUUGAUCCUGAAACAAUUUGGGGUUUAGUCGGCAAGUACAAUGUAAAAAUAUUACCAAUGUCAUAUUAUCAUUGCAUAGAAGCUCUGGACACUUUAAAAGUUCCUCAACCCAAUCUUAAUCAUCUAGUUAUAUUAGGAGGACCAAUAUCACAAACAAAACAAAAACAAUAUGCAGAUAUGCUGCCAAAUGCUUACAUUAUCAACUCGUAUAGUAUGACUGAGAUUGGAAGUGUCUCAAUAAACACAGAUUACAGAGUUCCAUCAUCUGGAAAGCCGGUUCAUAACGGUCAAACUAUAAAGAUUGUUAAUCCCGAAACAGAACAACCUUUGGACUUAAACAAAACCGGUGAAAUUAGAGUCAAGCACAAGUUUCAAAUGAAUGGAUACUACAAGAAAAACUCAACUGGCUGUUGGGAUACUGAUGGUUUCUUUAAGACCGGAGACAUUGGUUACUUAUCAAAUGAAUUCGACCUGUUUGUAGUUGAUCGAAACAAGGAAAUGUUCAAAUAUCGCAGUUGGCAUGUAAUUCCAAAGAACAUUGAACACCAUAUUCUAAAACACACAUGUGUAACAGAAUGCGUUGUUAUUGGCGUUCCAGUAGAACAUGACGAUAAUCAUGCUAUGGCAAUAGUUGUUUUGAAGCAUAACAGCCACGUUAACAGUGAGGAAUUAUUAAAAUAUGCGAACAACCAUCUCGAUGAUAUUCAUCAAAUUCGCGCUGGAAUAAAGUUUGUCACAAAGGACGCAAUACCGUAUACUACCACUGGAAAAAUCAACAGGCUUCUGUUAAAAACACAAAUAUUAAAUGGUAGAUCAUAAUCAAUAAAUAUAAGUAUAUUAAC
This is a messenger RNA of Dalotia coriaria, 1496 nucleotides long. RefSeq lists its product as uncharacterized. The transcript has 2 exons. The annotation marks the transcript as partial. Gene Ontology annotation, biological process: fatty-acyl-CoA biosynthetic process; long-chain fatty acid metabolic process. The record is from RefSeq and is a predicted model, not a curated record. Gene Ontology annotation, molecular function: long-chain fatty acid-CoA ligase activity. NCBI's taxonomy places the organism in Eukaryota, Metazoa, Arthropoda, Insecta, Coleoptera, Staphylinidae.